GCACGUUUCUCUUCUCCUCUUCCGACCACACAUUUCAUCAAACGCCUUCUCUGCUCUCUCUCUCAUCAAUGGCUCUCGCGCUCUCGUCUGUAUCCUUCGUCCCCAAACAUUCACCCUUUGUAGCGUCCUCCAACCUCCACUCUCGCUCUUCCUCCUUCACCCCUCGCAACCCUCUCUCGAUCGACCCAUCGAUCUCUCUCCGAUCCUUCGCAAGGAAGAAGGGCAGGAGGAGGAGAAAUGGGAGCUGCUCGGUCUUCUCGGCCUCCGCUGACUACUACUCGACUCUCGGGGUCCCAAAGUCCGCUACCACCAAGGAGAUCAAGACUGCUUACAGGAGGUUGGCUCGUCAGUAUCACCCUGAUGUCAAUAAGCAACCUGGAGCAACUGAAAAGUUUAAGGAGAUCAGCACCGCUUAUGAGGUGCUGUCAGAUGAUAAGAAAAGGUCUUUGUAUGAUCAAUAUGGUGAAGCUGGAGUUAAGAGUGCUGUAGGGGGUUCAGCUGGUUCAUAUACGACUAAUCCUUUUGACCUAUUUGAGGCUUUCUUUGGUUCCAAUAUGGGUGGCUUCUCUGGUGUGGACCAGAGUUCAUUUAGAACACGCAAGCGUGGUUCUGCUCUCAAGGGUGAAGAUAUUAGAUAUGACAUGAUCUUGGAGUUUUCGGAGGCUAUUUUUGGAGCUGAAAAAGAAAUUGAGUUGUCUCAUUUGGAAACUUGUGAUGUGUGCAUGGGUACUGGGUCAAAGGUUGGUUCCAAGAUGAGAAUAUGUUCGACCUGUGGUGGAAGAGGUCAAGUAAUGCGAACGGAGCAGACACCUUUUGGGUUGUUCUCCCAGGUAUCUGUAUGUCCAACUUGUGUUGGUGAAGGUGAAAUCAUUUCCGAGUAUUGUCGGAAGUGUGCUGGUGAAGGGAGAAUUCGUGUCAAAAAAGAUAUUAAAGUGAAAAUACCUCCUGGUGUUAGUAAAGGGAGCACACUUCGUGUUCGGGGUGAAGGUGAUGCUGGACCUAAAGGGGGACCUCCAGGAGAUCUUUAUGUGUGCCUUGAGGUGGAAGAGAUACCAGAGAUACAAAGAGAUGGCAUCAAUUUACGUUCAACUGUUUCCAUAGACUACAUUGAAGCGAUCUUGGGUUCGGUUGUUAAGGUGAAGACAGUUGAUGGAUCUAGUGAACUUCAAAUACCACCUGGUACUCAACCUGGGGACGUGGUUGUUCUAGCAAAGCGAGGUGUCCCGAAACUAAACAAGCCAUCUAUACGUGGUGAUCAUUUGUUCACUAUUAAGGUCUCUAUACCAAAACGUAUCAGUGGAAAAGAACGUGAACUUCUUGAAGAACUUGCAUAUUUGAACGAUAAGUCAGUGACACGCGUACGUCCUCGUCACAACACCGAACCACAAAUUAAAAGAGCAGAAAGUCAAACGAACGUCGAGAAAGAAGAUCCUGAAAAGCCUAAGGAAGAAAAUGACUUGUGGAAGCAGCUAAAAGACUUGGCUGGGUCUGCUGCAAACGGAGUGCUGAAAUGGCUUAACGACAACCUUUGAUUCAAGAUUAAGAUUCUCGCAAUUUUUGAUCAUAUCAUUCUGUGCAAUUGGGCCAACAAUUCUUUUUUUUUUUUUUUUUUGAACUUUUCCCAUUCUUAUUGCAAUUAGGCCAGAUGCCUAAUUUCGUAGGGUGUUUCUUUAUAUGCUCUUGUAAAAUUAGUUAUACAUAAAAGCAGUGUGUAUGUGCUUUGGCAGAGGAAAUUAAAAAAAAAUCAAAAUUUUCAGGCUC
Asparagus officinalis (garden asparagus) is the source of this 1761-nucleotide messenger RNA. RefSeq names its product chaperone protein DnaJ. Bases 69 to 1532 code for a protein of 487 amino acids. Gene Ontology annotation, cellular component: cytoplasm. Gene Ontology annotation, molecular function: ATP binding; heat shock protein binding. The transcript has 11 exons. NCBI's taxonomy places the organism in Eukaryota, Viridiplantae, Streptophyta, Magnoliopsida, Asparagales, Asparagaceae. Gene Ontology annotation, biological process: response to heat; protein refolding. The record is from RefSeq and is a predicted model, not a curated record.